Priapulus caudatus is the source of this 659-nucleotide messenger RNA. RefSeq lists its product as uncharacterized. Gene Ontology annotation, biological process: carbohydrate metabolic process. The transcript has 4 exons. The record is from RefSeq and is a predicted model, not a curated record. NCBI's taxonomy places the organism in Eukaryota, Metazoa, Priapulida, Priapulimorpha, Priapulimorphida, Priapulidae. Bases 1 to 408 code for a protein of 135 amino acids.
AUGCGACCGACUGCCAGGUGUGACUGCACGGUAAACUGCAAUGACGGGAGCGACGAGGCCGGCUGUGCUCCAGCUUGCGACCCCGCCGCCUGCAGGCUACCCGACUGCAAAUGCAGCAAUGCCGAGAUCCCAGGCGGAUUUCUUGCUAACGAGAUCCCACAGAUGGUGCUGAUUGGCUGGGACGAGACUCUGAGAGUAGAGGACUACAACCAUCUUCUGCAGCAGAUCUUGAAGAAGGUUAGCCAUGAGAGAAGGAGAGAGCCCAGACUCAAUUCCAAUGGUUGUCCAGCCGUUGCUACUUUCUUCACCAGCCAUCAGUUCACUGACUACGCUGCUGUACAGAGCCUGUAUUCUGAGGGACACGAAUUUGCUGCUCACUCUAUUUCCCAACAAAAAGCUGCCAGCUGAACAAUGGCACAGUAAGAAUGAAUUGUCAGCUGAGUACUCUGGCCAGAGAGUGAUGUUCAACAACCUCGCUGGCGUGCCACCAACGGCAGUGAAAGGCGUGCGCUCCGCGUACCUCCAGACAAAGGGCGCUGACAACGUAAUGCUGAUGCAGGAAGAAGGAUUUGCCUAUGAUUCAUCCUACCCCACGGACAAGAUGGACUCUCCUUACUGGCCGUACACCUUUGACUACCAGUCCAGCGCUGGCUGUGCCG